CUUUCCCGUGCUGAAGCAGGCUGGAAUAAGGAGGGAGGGGCGGGGGGACAGUAGCAGGCUGGAAUAGUUAGGAGGGUGACGAACAGGUAGAAGCCAAGGGGGGAGAGCUGAGACAGUGUUGGGGGAGAGGGGCAGGAUGUACCCCCAGCUGGCGCUGUUGCUCCUGGCUGCCCCCCUGUGUUUCCCCCUGGAGACUGAGACUCCCACAGCUGGCUGCACCUUUGAAGCUCAUGGUGACAUUGGUCCCUGUGAAGUGACACAAGGCACGCUUGAUGAUUUUGACUGGGAGCUGGUUCACUUUCCUAACAGAGACAAUGGUUUGGCCCCAGGUUCUUAUCUUAUGGUGAACUCUUCCCAGCAUGCUCCGGGCAAGCGAGCACAACUGCUUUUUCAGCCACUUAGUGAGAAUGACACCCACUGCCUACAGUUCAGUUACUUAUUACACAGCACAGAUGCCCGGGGUCCUGGCACUUUGCGUGCUUAUGUGCGGGUGAAUGGGGGACCCCUGGGGACUGCAGUUUGGGAGGUUUCUGGACCCCGUGGGAGACAAUGGCACCAGGCAGAGCUGGCAGUCAGUACUUUCUGGCCUAGUGAGUACCAGGUUCUGUUUGAAGCUGAGGUGUCUGGUACUCCCCAAGGAUACAUUGGAUUGGAUGACAUUCUCUUAUUCAGUUACCCCUGCACUCGUGCCCCUCACUUCUCUCGAUUGGGGGAGGUGGAAGUAAAUGCUGGGCAGAAUGCCACAUUCCAGUGUCCUGCAUCAGGCAGGGCUAUAGAUGGAGAAAGUUUCCUGCUUCAGAGGCAGAAUGGUGGAAUUACUUCAGCCGGGGUUGUACAGCGUGUCAGCCACCACAGAUUCUUUGUAACCUUCCAACUUCAGGAUGCAGGACCAAACGAACAAGAUUUGUAUCGUUGUGUGAGCUGCUCUAUUCAUGGAGCAGGGGUUUCAAAUUUUGCUGAACUUGUGGUCAAAGAACCCCCAACACCAAUUGCUCCACCACAACUCCUUCGUGCUGGUCCCACCUAUCUUAUUGUUCAGUUGAAUACUCGGUCCAUCAUAGGAGAUGGACCCAUAGUACGCAGGGAGAUUGAAUAUCGUGUGACUGGAAGUUAUUGGAAGGAAAGGCAUGCUGUCACUGCCCACACCUAUAAACUCUGGCACUUGGAUCCUGAUUCACAAUAUCAAAUAUCUGUGUUGCUUACCCGCCCUGGAGAUGGUGGCACUGGAAGGCCUGGCCCAGCAUUAAUCAGCAGAACUAAAUGCACAGAACCUAUGCGUGCCCCAAAAGGCCUAUCCUGCUCAGCAGAACAGCCCCGCCAAUUAACCCUCCAAUGGGAGACAGUAGGUUUUAACAUUACUCGCUGCCACACAUUCUCAGUGAUGCUGUGUUACCGCACUGAAUUAAGUAGCAUGCAAGACUGUGUAACAGCAGAAGGAGGAUCAAGCCAGUACACCCUGCAUGGACUGCUACCAUAUAGUGCAGUUACUUGCCACCUUGUUAUCAGUAAUCCAGAAGGCAGAAAGGAAAGCAAAGAAGUGAUCUGCCAUACCCAGGAGGAUGUCCCAGGGAGCAUUGCCUCAGAAUCUCUUAUCCUUGUCCCACAAGAAGAUGCAGUAUUAAUGAUGUGGGAUAAACCUCUAGAGCCUAAUGGAGUCCUCACACAGUAUGAAAUUGGAUAUCAGAUCAUUGAGUCAUCUGAUCCAAGUGUGAGUGUGCCAGGAAUACGUGGCACAGUUUGCAAACUGCCUAAUGAGACGUCACACCUUCUAACAAAUCUUCUUCCUGGAUCCACCUACUUGCUAAGUGUUCGUGCACGAAACAACAAGGGUUACGGGCCAAGUGUUCUUACUGAACUUACUACAAACAUCUCAGCUCCAUCUUUUGAUUACAGUGACCUACCUCCUCCCCUUGAUGAGACGGAUAAUACUAUCACUGUGUUACUGAGGCCGGCACAAGGGAGAGGAUCACCUGUCAGCUUUUACCAGGUGUUGGUAGAGGGAGAGACAUCCCCUCGCUCCCGCCGUGAGUUGGGUGUCCCUGGCUGUUUUCCUGGAGCAGCAAGCUAUGAAGAGGCAGAGAUGGAAGGAUCCUCAAGAUAUGUGGGUGCAGAAAUUCCACCAAGUGAUUUGCCUCGGGACACUCCCUUCAUUGUGGGUGACAACCGUAGCUAUGGGGGCUACUGGAAUCCACCCCUGGAUCCUCAUAGAGGCUACCUCAUAUACCUCCAGGCUGCCAGUCACCAUCGAGGGGAAACACGGCUAAACUGUGUUAGAAUAGCCAGAAAAGCCCCGUGUAAAGACAGUCAGCGGUCUUCCAUGGCACCUCAACAUUCUGAUGAAAUGGGACUAGUUCUAGGAAUUUGUGCUGGUGGCCUUGUUGUAUUCAUCGUUCUCUUGGGGGCUGUUAUCUUGAUUGUGCGAAAAGGAAGAACACAGUUUUCUUAUGCAUACUACCCGAAACCAAUUGGUCUGACUAAAUCUGCACUGCCGUCAAGGCGUGAGAAUUCUAACUCUGCAGCACCCAGAGAACACACAAAGAUGACAGAUCAGCCAACACUGCUGCAGGAGGAGGCAGCGCUUGCAUUCUUGCACAAUUGCAACACCAGAGCGGGUGAAACCCGAGUUGGGUCUGUAACAGAGUCUAGCAGCCUUCUUGGAGGAUCCCCUAGACGUGGUGGAGGUAGAAAGGGCUCUCCUUACCACACAGGUCAGUUGCACCCAGCAGUGCGUGUGGCUGACCUGCUCCAGCAUAUAAACCAAAUGAAGGUGGCAGAGGAAUAUGGAUUCAAGCAGGAAUAUGAGAGUUUCUUUGACUGGGAUGUUUCUAAGAAAAAAGACAAAGGAAAAGGGCGGCAGGAUAUUCCACCAAAUUAUGAGAGACACCGUGUUCAGCUCCAUCCUCUACAGGCUGAAUGCAGCUCAGAAGAGAUUAAUGCCAACUAUAUUGAUAUUCGGAUAAACCGAGAAGGUUACCACAGGUCUAACCACUUUAUUGCUACACAAGGUCCAAAACAAGAUAUGAUCUAUGAUUUCUGGAGGAUGGUAUGGCAGGAACAUGUAUCUAGCAUAGUGAUGAUUACCAAGCUGGUGGAGGUUGGCAGGGUAAAAUGCAGUAAGUAUUGGCCAGAUACUUCUGAUACCUACGGAGACAUUCGAGUCACGUUGCUGAACACUGAGACACUAGCGGAGUAUUCUGUGAGGACACUUACCUUAGAAAGGCGAGGUUACACAGUCAGACACGAGGUAAAGCAGUUCCACUUCUUGUCAUGGCCAGAUCAUGGAGUCCCAUACCAUGCGACCGGGCUUCUUGCCUUUAUCCGCAGAGUCAAGUCCUCUACUCCCCCUGAUGCAGGGCCUGUUGUGGUUCAUUGCAGUGCUGGCGCUGGUAGAACUGGAUGUUAUAUUGUAUUAGAUGUGAUGCUGGACAUGGCUGAAUGUGAAGGGGUUGUGGAUAUUUACAACUGCGUAAAAACUCUUUGCUCCAGGCGAAUUAACAUGGUGCAGACACAGGAACAGUAUGUCUUCAUUCAUGAUGCUAUCCUAGAGGCCUGUUUGUGUGGAGAUACAGCUAUCCUUGCGUGUGACUUCAGGCAAACAUAUAAGGAAAUGUUACAGAUAGACACGCAAAGUAAUUCUACACAUCUAAGGGAUGAAUUCCAGACCCUUAACUCGGUGACUGCACAGCUUGGUGUAGAAGAGUGCAGCAUUGCUCUUUUGCCACACAAUCGAGACAAGAACCGCAGUAUGGAUGUGCUUCCCCCAGACCGUGCCCUUCCUUUACUGCUAUCUGCUCAUGGAGAAGAUACCAGCAAUUACAUUAAUGCUGUCCUGACAGAUAGCUAUACAAGGAGUUCAAAUGUGAUCAUAACUGUGCACCCCCUGCAGAACACAAUCACUGACUUCUGGAGACUGGUGUAUGAUUACGGCUGCAGCACUGUUGUCAUGUUAAAUCAGCUUAACCAAUCCAAUUCUGCUUGGCCCUGUCUUCAGUACUGGCCAGACAGUGGGAUAUCCCGAUAUGGGCCAUUGGAAGUGCAGUUUGUAUCAGGGGCAGUGGAAGAGGAUGUAGUGACUCGCGUAUUCCGUGUACAAAACAUCACAAGGGAUGAGCACCUUAUGGUGAAACAUUUCCAAUACCUCCGCUGGUCUCCAUACAGAGAUACACCAGACAGCAAGAGAUCUUUCCUGCAACUCCUGUCUCUAGUGGAGCAGUGGCAGGAACAAAACAGAGAGCACAGGACACUAGUACAUUGCUUAAAUGGUGGUGGACGGAGUGGAACUUUCUGCGCCUGUGCAAUGAUACAUGACAUGAUCCGAUGUCAUAGCGUUAUGGAUGUGUUCUAUGCUGUGAAAACUCUGAGAAAUAUCAAGCCGAAUAUGGUGGAGACCCUGGACCAGUACCGGUUUUGCUAUGAAAUUGCUCUGGAAUACCAGGAUUUCCAUGAAAACAGAUAGCACUAAUCAAUGACGCAUUUGAAGGAUCACCCUAUUAUUUUGCUCUAUGGCUAAACGGAAUGUGCCAAGCAGUGAUAAUGUCUUAUUGUGAUGCCAAAAACAAAAGGGACUUGGGUCUUAAUUCUUUUUUUGAUGCAAAUUAAAAGGGCUUUUUGAGUAAUCCAUUAUAGAACCCUUGGGUCCCAACCAAAAAGGGCAUGCAACAAAGUUUAAAAGUACAGGAAUUAAAGAGGAGGUUCACUUUGCACAUAAAAAUCAAAUAAACAUGCAUUUCAGAGUUAAUAAUGUAUAUAAACAUUUCUGUGCAAAUAAAAUACUUUUUUAAAAUACUUCUAUCCACCUACUUAGAAACUCUUAUGAUCACUCACUCCAAAUUAUAUCAAUGCUGAAAGUUAGAAAGUUGAAAGUUAAGUGGAGAUAACUUUCUUUGCAAUUGGCAAUCCCAUGAUUGCUUAUAACAAAUGGCUGGCUUGCCAACAGAGCACUGGACUAGACUUCAAUAUAGCGAAAGGUCUGACUUCAUACAAAUAUAUACAAGUCCCCACUCUGCAGCUCUGCUUUAUAUAUAUAUAUAUAUAUACAUACAUAUACAUAUAUAUAUAAUAUAUAUAUAUAUAUAGUAUAUAUAUAUAUAUAUAGUAUAUAUAUAUCAGUAAAUGGACUUGCACUCCAUAAUCAAGUGAAUAAAUGUGUCUUUAUUCUUCAAUGCAUAUAUAUACAUAUAUAUAUAUCUUUCUUCCACAGAUGAUUAGUUUAUUGUGGAUGUAUAUAUAUAUUAUAUAUAUAUACUGUAUAUAUACAGUAUAUAUAUAUAUAUAUAUAUAUAUAUAUAUAUAUAUAUAUAUAUAUAUAACUUGAAAAAAUCAUGAAAGUCAUACGAAAAUUCAUAACAUACGAAUUUUUCGGAUUUUCCACCUGAUUAUUUCAGAUUUUUGCCAGAAAACCACAAAAUCUUCAAAUUAUUGCAUAUUGCCCGUUGACUUAUAUACAACUUCGGCAUGUCUGAGAUGCCGGAAAAAUUUGAGGGUUUUGUUUUCACUAUAAAUUCGAAUUUUAUGGACAAAAAACUUGAAUUUUUCGAGUUUUUGGCUUUAAUAAAUAACCCCCCUCAGGGAUAGCAACAAUGCCAGAGAAUGGAUAGAGAUUGAUGUGGCCAUUUGAAGAGGCCUGAAACAAAAAUGUUUGAACAUAUUUCAGAAAAUUCUGUUUAUUUCAAUAUACUUUGCACAAGGAGAACCUCCCCUUUAAAAGGCCUACUAAUAUAUUUGUAUAAAUUUGUAUCUGUAAAUAAAUAGAAACAGUGAGAAACACCUAGCAAAUCAUAUAUUACUUAAAGGUGAGCCACAUUCAAAUAAGCAGAUCCAACAAGCUUCAGAUUCAUUGAAAUAGUUAGGGUUGGAUAGAUUAAACUGGGGGGGGGGGUGCUAGAGCUAUAAUUCUACAACAGCUGCCUUACCAAAGGCAAUCUAGGCAGACAGAAAUCCCAGGUGAUUGUUGAUAGUGACCUGAAGAAAUGGUUGUUGCCAAAGCUUCCACCACUCCUUGUCAAGUUAUGUGAAUAUUCCGAGAGGUGGAUUGUUCACCUUUAGUGCCAUUAGACACAGUGCAUGCAUCACUUGUGUCAACUUAACUUUAUACAUGAAACAGUGCGCUCACCACAAGUUUAUUGGGUUUUACUUCAGUGGCAAAUAUGGGGCCUUUUACAUCAUAGAACUUCUCUCUUGUCUAUGUGUUAUAUCAAAGAGGGCAACAUGCAGUACUCUUUGUAGAGAAGGGAAAUAGUCUCCUUGUAUGUUCAACUGAUGUCCCCCGUUAACUGUAAUCCCAUACAUCCAAUAUAUAUAUAUUGAGAUUGCUUUUCUUUUGUCUGUACAUAGAUUAAAUGAUGUUCCAACCCCAUAAGUGAUGAAGGGGUUUUUAAUGAUUUUAUUGUAAUUCAAUAAACCUGCUUGUUUUUCUUA
Molecule: messenger RNA, 6417 nt
Organism: Xenopus laevis (African clawed frog)
Lineage: Eukaryota; Metazoa; Chordata; Amphibia; Anura; Pipidae
Gene: ptpru.S
Product: receptor-type tyrosine-protein phosphatase U
Exons: 32
Coding region: 137-4456 (1439 amino acids)
Cellular component (GO): membrane
Molecular function (GO): protein tyrosine/serine/threonine phosphatase activity; hydrolase activity; protein tyrosine phosphatase activity
Source: RefSeq, a predicted model, not a curated record